Molecule: messenger RNA, 1536 nt
Organism: Trichomycterus rosablanca
Lineage: Eukaryota; Metazoa; Chordata; Actinopteri; Siluriformes; Trichomycteridae
Gene: lmo4b
Product: LIM domain only 4b
Exons: 5
Coding region: 68-565 (165 amino acids)
Source: RefSeq, a predicted model, not a curated record
UAUUAUUUCCGAAAGACGCACUGAUUGAUUAUCGCUUCUUAUAUUCGGACCGAAUAAUCGAGGGACGAUGGUGAAUCCAGGCGGUAACACCCAGGCGGCACCGGUCGGAGCAGGAUCCAUGUCGUGGAAACGUUGCGCGGGCUGUGGAGGAAAGAUUGCAGAUCGUUUCCUCCUCUACGCCAUGGACAGCUACUGGCACAGCCGCUGCCUUAAAUGCUCGUGCUGCCAAGCUCAGCUCGGAGAGAUUGGUACCUCCUGCUACACCAAGAGCGGCAUGAUCCUCUGCAGAAACGACUACAUCAGGUUAUUUGGGAACAGCGGGGCGUGCAGCGCCUGUGGUCAGUCCAUCCCUGCAAGUGAGCUGGUCAUGAGGGCACAGGGGAACGUGUACCACCUCAAGUGUUUCACAUGUUCUACCUGCCGGAACCGGCUGGUCCCUGGAGAUCGGUUCCACUACAUCAACGGCAGCUUGUUCUGUGAACACGACAGACCCACAGCGCUCAUGAACGGCCACUUGAGUUCACUGCAGACGAACCCACUACUUUCUGAUCAGAAGGUUUGUUAGGGGGGAGGAGGUUGCUCAGAGUGGCAUGUGUGCCUUCAUUCCAGCCCUCGCUCAUCGUCACUGAAGAUCUCUCAGUCCUGACCGCCAUCCUCCUGUUUCCCUCUCCUCACCUCCAAAGUUUCAGUACUACCCCAGCACAACCCUAGCACUACCCUGCCAGGACCACGGCUUCCCCCUACAAUACUUCACAACCCCUCAGUACACUUUUUCCAUCCACCUGUGAUCCCGACCCUGACUCCUGAACAUCGGCGGAUUCCCAGCGUUUCUGCGCUUCCACUGGAAAACUGAGAACUCCAUGAAUUAACGGAGACUGAUCUGAUAUCCGAGAGACUCACAGCCGGAGAGAGACGGUGAAGGAGAGAUACAGACUGAGUGAAAGGACAUUUCGGGUUAAAAAAAGAGAUAAAGUUAAUCAGCUGCAGCUUUUUAAAUCACAGAAGUUCGUACAGUUGCUUGUUUGAUAAUAAGAGGAAAACAGACUUUUUUCUUUUUAGUUUUGUCUUGCUUUUGGUAUUUCCUGCUCUAUUCUCUUUUUCUUCACAGACACACUUUCUUCACUAUCUAUAUUUUAAAUGUUUUAAAUGUAAAAGGGAAUGUGUUUCAUUUUUAUUUUAUUUUAUUUUUGGGUGAUUUAAAAAAAAACAAAAAAAACAAAAGGAUUCCCAAAAUGAUCUGUGGCUUUUUUUUUGUGCGAAAACGAAUCAUGAACACUCUUGGUGUAUUUGUAAAAGUUAUCACGUAUGUAUGCAUGUAAAUGUUUUUCGUCCAGACGUGGCUACCGUACAUCCUCCACGUGACCUGCCCCACCACACCCCAGACCCCGCCUUGUUUUUCUGAAACCUGAAACCAUGGCGACAAAGCUCCAUUGCUGUUCACUUGUAAAUGCUGAAUGAGAGAGAAUCUAUUUGUGAUAUUUUCAGAGACAUUGGCUCCAGUAUGUUGUAUUUAAUUAAUAAAAAUCUUAAGAUAUA